ACACCUUUUGGUGCAAUAUAAAUGCGGCAUUGGAGACAUGUCAUCCAUAAAGUUAGAAGAAAAGCUCUCCUAUGAACAUAUGGAGAAGAACAAGUCCUACCCGGCAUACUCGGCUGCAUACUUGGGCGAAUUCGAGACCGAAGAGAGAUCCAACUCCUACAGCUUCAACGGGCCGAGCGGGAAAGGCAACGUGUUCGCGGCGUCAAGCGAUCCGGAGCUGAAGAGGAAGAAGCGGAUUGCAGCCUACAACGUGUUCACUGCGGAAGGCAAGCUCAAGUCCAGCCUCAGGAACAGCUUCAAGUGGAUCAAGGGCAAGUUGAACGAGGUUCGCUACGAUGUGUGCGAGUGAUUGUCGGCCAAUUUCGGCAACGAAAACUUUCUAAUCUGAUCAAUCUAGAGCUGUUUCAAUAUUUCCAUGUAUAGAACCUGUGUUCUUUUCCUUCUUUUUCUUAAGGGUUUUCUGUGAAGUGUGAUGCGGAGGACUACUUUUGCUCUCGCCAUCAGAUAACACUACCAAGCAUGGAAAAUAUGAGUAUUGGGGCAGUAUAUUAGUUUGUGCAUCUUUUUUCUUCAAAGAAAAAAAUUGGAACUUGCA
Messenger RNA from Syzygium oleosum, 595 nucleotides. RefSeq lists its product as uncharacterized. NCBI's taxonomy places the organism in Eukaryota, Viridiplantae, Streptophyta, Magnoliopsida, Myrtales, Myrtaceae. The transcript has a single exon. Bases 38 to 349 code for a protein of 103 amino acids. The record is from RefSeq and is a predicted model, not a curated record.